This is a messenger RNA of Aureococcus anophagefferens, 942 nucleotides long. RefSeq lists its product as hypothetical. Bases 1 to 942 code for a protein of 313 amino acids. The transcript has 4 exons. The record is from RefSeq and is a predicted model, not a curated record. Lineage: Eukaryota; Pelagophyceae; Pelagomonadales; Pelagomonadaceae.
AUGGUGAUCGGUCGACGCAAAAUUGCGCGCGGACGGCCGAGCGGCGCGUCCUCGCGCGACGGCGGAGCGAGUUCGCGGCGCGCCGCAGCCGGAUUCCCAGCGAUUUCCAACAAUUUGUUGAUGGAGCGCGUCGAACAACAUACGGUGGGCGUGUCUGGGCCGCGGGUACGGUCCACGACGUCGGUGGGCGCCAGCCUGGCCCUCGGCGCCACGGCAUCGCGCUACGGCGGAGCGAGUUCGCGGCGCGCCGCGGCCGGAUUCCCAGCGAUUUUCAACGACCUUUCGGCGGAGCGCGUCGAUCAACAUACGGUGGGCGUGUGUGGGGCGCGGGUACGGACCUGGCUGUGUCCAAACAUUGUCAAGCUUUGCCCAACUCGGUCGACCUUGACUUUGGGAGCUGAGGCGCUCGGCUCGGAGAGCGGCCGCCGAGUUGCGGAGAGGGUUGCUACGAAGACCAUGUCUCGCGAAACACGGACAGCUCCACCGUCGGACCACCCUACGGCCUCGAUUCCUCGAUUCUCAUCGAUUGGCGGCGGUCUUUCCGAGCCAGUGUGCGGCGCCGCGACGCCCCUGGACGUCCAGAGCGGUUCCGAUGCCCUCUCACGACCGAUCACCGGGGCUCCGCUGGCCCGCGCGUCAGGUGAACGCGGUACUCGACAGCUACAGCUUGGGCGCCUCCUGCCAGCGCCUCGAAAACGACACCAACACGGCCUACAGCGACGACGCGCCCACGAACGCGGACUGGCGCUGUCGUUGCGUCGAGACAUCUUGUCUCGACUCCAGAAGACGCUCGGCCGUCGAAACGGUGCUCUGCGCGCCUGUUUUCCUGCCGUUGGUGCCUCGCCAGUACACCCUAGCCGUACUAAACCAGUACAAACGCGUCGUAUACGGCCCAUGAUCGGCUGCGGUUCCGGAGCCCCAGAUAAACGUCCAUCACGAUGA